CGUAAACGUUCUGGCGAAUUUGACAGAUCUUGACCGUGUAAACAUGGCGAGCCUGGCUGAUGUCGGCUGGAAACUCCUGGAAUUCAAAGCCCGAUCAAAAAGAUCAGAUUUGUGAUUUAGCUGAGAGAGACGAUUGGCCUUAAUUUCACCUUUUGAGAAUGGCCGGCUCAGUGGCCGCGAUUGCCCGGCCUCAUCGGAAAGUUCACAAACUGGGUUCCAUCUAUGAACCUCUUAAGCUGUCCAUUCUUCAGCGUGAGGAUGAGCCCCUAUGGGAGAAGCUGGACCGCUACUACAAUGCCGUCAAGACAACAAUUCUGAACUACCAGAGUCCCACCACAGGCCUUUUCCCAGUCAAAACAUGCUCCACGUGCAAAGAGGCCAAGGUCCGGGACUCCCUGUACUGUGCUGCCAGUGCCUGGGCUCUGGCUAUGGCCUACCGACGCAUUGACGACGACAUGGGGCGAACCCAUGAAUUGGAGCAUUCUGCCAUCAAGUGUAUGAGAGGAAUCCUCUACUGCUACAUGAGACAGGCUGAUAAGGUGGAGCAGUUCAAACAGGAUCCCAGCCCUUCUAAGUGUCUGCACUCAGUGUUUAACGUAGACACUGGUGAUGAGGUCUACUCCUACAGUGACUACCACCACCUACAGAUUGACGCUGUUUCUCUGUUUCUGCUGUACCUUGUGGAGAUGAUCUGCUCUGGUCUGCAGAUCAUUUACAACACUGAUGAGGUUUCCUUCAUCCAGAACCUGGUGUUCUGUGUGGAGAGAGCAUACAGGGUGCCUGACUACGGCAUGUGGGAGCGGGGCAGCAAAUACAACAACGGCAGCACUGAGCUGCAUUCAAGCUCUGUGGGCCUGGCUAAAGCUGCUCUGGAGGCCAUCAAUGGAUUCAACCUGUUUGGAAACCAGGGCUGUUCAUGGUCAGUGAUAUUUGUGGAUCUGGACGCCCACAACAGGAACAGGCAAACCCUCUGCUCCCUGCUGCCCCGAGAGUCUCGCUCCCAUAACACAGAUGCAGCCUUGCUUCCGACCAUCAGCUAUCCUGCCUUCGCGGUGGACGAUGAUGCUCUGUACAGUCAAACACUGGACAAGAUAGUUCGCAAGCUGCGAGGCAAAUAUGGCUUCAAACGUUUCCUCCGCGAUGGCUACCGCACCACUAAUGAAGACAAGAAUCGCCGCUACUACAAACCUGCUGAAAUGAAGCUUUUUGAUGGAAUUGAGUGCGAGUUUCCCAUAUUUUUCAUCUACAUGAUGAUUGACGGUGUGUUCAGAGGAAAUAAAGCUCAGGUUAAAGAAUACCAGGACCUCCUUGAACCCAUCAUCUUCCAGUCUUAUGAGGGCCAUGCUGUGAUCCCCAAAUACUACUACGUACCGGCUGAUUUUGUGGAGGCAGAGCAGAACAAGCAUGGAAGCCAGAAGCGUUUCCCUAGCAACUCUGGACGUGAUGGGAAGGUCUUUCUGUGGGGUCAGGCCCUGUACAACAUCGCCAAGCUGCUGGCGGAUGAGCUGAUCAGCCCUAAAGAUAUUGAUCCCAUCCACCGCUACGUGCCCCGCCAGGACCAGCGCAAUGUCAGCAUGCGAUACUCCAAUCAGGGUCCCAUAGAGAAUGAUGUUGUGACUCACGUGGCCCUGAUAGCGGAGAGCCAGAGACUGCAGGUGUUUCUGAACACCUAUGGCAUUCAGACCCAGACGCCCCAGCAGGUGGAGCCAAUCCAGAUCUGGCCUCAGAAAGAACUGGUCAAGGCAUACCGUUUCCUUGCCAUCAAUAAGAAGCUGGGAUUGAGUGGGCGUCCAGAGAGGCCAGUGGGCUGCAUCGGGACCUGCAAGAUUUAUCGAAUCCUGGGCAAGACAGUGGUGUGCUACCCAAUAGUGUUUGAUCUAAGUGACUUUUACUUGUCCCAGGAUGUUAUGCUACUGAUUGAUGACAUUAAGAACGCCCUGCAGUUCAUCAAACAGUGCUGGAAGAUGCAGGGACGUCCUCUCUUCCUGGUUCUCAUCCGCGAGGAUAACAUCAAGGGCAGCCGCUUCAACCCAGUCCUGGACAUGCUGGCAUCUUUCAAGAAAGGCAACAUUGGAGGGGUCAAAGUUCACGUCGACAGACUUCAGACCCUGAUAUCUGGAGCAAUGGUGGAGCAGUUGGACUUCCUGCGUGUUAACGAAGCAGAGAUCUCAGAGUUUAAGAGCUUCGAAGAGCUGGAGCUGCCUAAACACUCAAAGGUGAAGCGACAGACGAGUACGCCCAAUGCCUCGGACCUGGAGCAGCAGCCGGAGAUCAGUGUGGAGGAGUGGCUGCACAAGCCCACAAAUGAGAUCAUCCAGAAGUUCCAUGACUCCAACUGCUUGGCCAGUCAGGCACAGCUUGCAGGCAUCCUUCACAGGAGAGAAGGACCAGACUUCCUUGCCAAAGAUGAGAACCUGAUGGAUGAACUGGAGAGAAUCUACAGAAGAGCUGGUAGCAGAAAGCUUUGGUCUGUUGUCCGUCUUGCUGCCAGUCUCUUAACUAAGCUAGUGGACAGCCUUGCCCCCAGUAUUACUAGUGUUUUAGUGCAUGGCAAACAGGUGACCCUCGGCGUAUUCGGGCAUGAGGAGGAGGUGAUCUCCAACCCACUGUCACCAGGGGUGAUCCAGGGCAUCAUCUACAGCAAGUGCUCCCCUCGUGGCGAGGAGCAGGAGUCGGUUCUCCAGCAGGAGCUGGUCAUCCAUAUCGGAUGGAUUAUCUCCAACAACCCAGAGCUGUUCAGCGGCAUGCUCAAGAUCAGAGUCGGAUGGAUUGUCCAGGCCAUGAAACAUGAGCUGAAUAUCCAGGCUGGAGGCAUGCCACACCAGGAUAUCUACCAACUCUCCCCCAGCGACAUCAAGCAGCUCCUGCUGGACGUCCUGCAGACGCAGCACACUAGCAGUUCUUGGCUGAACAGGCGUCAGAUCGAUGGCUCUCUGAACAGGACCCCUCUGGGCUUUUAUGAUCGUGUGUGGCAGAUCCUGGAGAGGACCCCCAAUGGUAUUAUGGUGGCUGGGACUCACCUCCCACAGCAACCCACACUGUCUGACAUGACCAUGUAUGAGAUGAACUUCUCCCUGCUGGUGGAGGACACACUGAAGAACAUUGUCCUGCCUGAGUACAGACAAAUCAUUGUAGAGUUGCUGAUGGUGGUGUCCAUAGUGCUGGAGAGAAAUCCGGAGCUGGAGUUUGGCAACAAGGUGGAUCUGGACAAUCUGGUGAAGGAAGCCUUCAAUGAUUUCCAGAGGGAUCAUAGCUGUUUUGAAGGCAUAGAGAAACAGGAUGAUAUGGAGGCAUUCUACAACACACCACCAAUGGGAAAGAGAGGCACCUCUAGCUAUCUGACAAAGGCUGUUAUGAUCCAGUUGCUGGAAGGGGAUGUCAAGCCCUGCAAGGACGACCCAUGCUCCGUUAGUUAGAUUUACAAUGCUUUGACCCCUAAUCCCAGCCCUCUGCAGUGUAGUCAUCAAAUGGUCCAGCAAGGAUUACUGAGCAUCCAUCCCAUGUAUUCAGAAGAUAACCUCUAACCUCUCCAGGCCCCCUUCAGUAGAACUUGACCCACUCCUGCAAGCUAUAUUUUUCCUCAACUUCUGCCUCAACAGCAGAAGCUGUAAGCAGAGGCCUCAACUGUAUCGGAUUAGCAUGUCUCUAGUUUGCUCCAGGCAUUAAAAUGCAUCCACUAGUCAUCCUUAAAAACAAAAAUGUCACAGUAUCACCGCAGUCUCAUUAGUUUUAUUUCUACACAUCUUUCUUUUGUCAGAGCACUGCAUCUUGACAGUAAUGCAUAUUUAAAUAAAGCUAGCUAGCUAGCUUUGUCUGAAUGCCAGAUAACUAGUUAACUACUGUUAUCUUACCCUUUCACCUAGGAUAAGUGUUUUCCUAAAAAACAUCAAAAUAGAAAUUAACUGAAGGAAAAACCACAUAGCUGAUAAUAGUUUGGGGUUAGCUUAGUUUAGCAUAAAAACUGCUGUAGCAGCUGCCAGAUAUGAGAGUGUUAUCAAUCUUCUCAGCUACUUCUCUGUAAGAAAAUAAAUCAGCAUAUUUCCCAAAUUUGUCAAACUAUUUCAUUCAUUUUUGGUGUUCGAAAUCCAUUUCAAAUGUUCAGUAUUCUGGCUGUCAAGUGUUUAAAAAUAAUGCCACUACAAACUCUGCUAAAUGAAUCAGGCUCAAAUGUACCUGAUCAAACUAUACAUUAUACCUCACCAGCGAUAACCUAGUUGCUACAUAGCAAUUUGAAGUGCAAGAGUGAAUCAAUCAGUGCCAGGUCAUAUUGUAUCAUGAGAGACGUGGUUCUCAAAUUGGUACAAUUGGCUCCCAAGGGCCUAAAGCAUGUGUAGCUUAUCACCUGAAACAGAAAACAGUUGAUUCUGCAAUUAUUUCAUAUGAGAUUCCUAAAAUGAAAUGUAUGGGUCUUCACCAAAAUGUAGCCUGGCGGCGGUAACUUCCGUCCAACUAUCUGCUGGUCUUUGGCAUUAGAGGGUCUGAGAACCACUGCAUAAAUAAAUGGAUACAUGUCAGAGUUAGGUGUUUGUGGUACUGUGUUGAGUUUCUUUCAUAGGAAGGCUUUUGUCCUUUUACCUCUAUGCAUGCACGGUGUGCUGCAUGACAAUAGGUACUGUUUGCCAUAACCAUCGUUAUGGCAAACAGAAUGUUGUAGGCACCAAAAUAGAGUUUCUGAGAAGCCUGAUUUGCACAACAGGGCUCUGCAUGACAAUGACUGCUCAUCUGAAGUCUUGGAACAGAUGACCCUUUAGAAAAUGCUGUUUUGCCGAAUGUGGGCGACAGAAAAGACUGCUGUCAUCCUUAGGUAGUAGUGAUGAAAGACACACACUCACUUAUCUUAAAGCGUGCCUCUGAAUAUCAUCACAGUGAUGAAUAUGCCCAACCUUGUCACUGUGUGUGAGUUUGUUGUGUGUUGUGUGUGCCGUGUUUGUUCAGAAGAAGUAUUUUUAACUGUAGUUUCAAAGAAUAAAGUUAUCAAGGAAACUA
Messenger RNA from Xiphias gladius (swordfish), 4986 nucleotides. RefSeq names its product phosphorylase kinase, beta (gene phkb). Gene Ontology annotation, molecular function: calmodulin binding. The transcript has 33 exons. Gene Ontology annotation, cellular component: phosphorylase kinase complex. Lineage: Eukaryota; Metazoa; Chordata; Actinopteri; Istiophoriformes; Xiphiidae. The record is from RefSeq and is a predicted model, not a curated record. The coding region runs from base 159 to 3416 and encodes 1085 amino acids. Gene Ontology annotation, biological process: glycogen metabolic process.